Molecule: messenger RNA, 5524 nt
Organism: Chroicocephalus ridibundus (black-headed gull)
Lineage: Eukaryota; Metazoa; Chordata; Aves; Charadriiformes; Laridae
Gene: SLC39A13
Product: solute carrier family 39 member 13
Exons: 11
Coding region: 538-1644 (368 amino acids)
Biological process (GO): zinc ion transmembrane transport; intracellular zinc ion homeostasis
Cellular component (GO): membrane
Molecular function (GO): zinc ion transmembrane transporter activity
Source: RefSeq, a predicted model, not a curated record
CAGUCCUGAGACUGUUGCAGAAGGAGCUGAGGAGCUGAGCAGACCUGACUCCUGAAUGCUCUGCUCAGAGACCUGCGCGGGACACGUGGUGUUCUGGAGAGUGCUGCCAGUGGUAAUGGUGACCAGGCUGUGAUCCGGCGCAGCUGUGAGCUGUGAUCCCAAAUGGUGUUGUCAAAACUGACAAGUAAAUGAUGCACUGGCUAUUUCUCUCCCAUGCAUGUGCUUAAAUAGGUCAUAUACCCUUCUUGAGAAAAACACAUCUCCAUCAGCCUGGUUAUGCCUCUGCCUGACAGUGACCACAGACUUCUCUAGAACCUGCAGGUCCUUUCUCUAGAAAUUUCUCAAGACCUUCUUUAGCUGGGUUCCUAAAACGGAUGCUGUUGUCUAAAAUUAGGGGUAACUACAAACUGAUCAUUUAACUUGAUCAAGACUAUUUCAGAGGAUUGAAGUUACUGGUCUGUAACUUCUUAAGUCUUCUCCCACCUUUUUUUUUCUUUUUGUAAAGAGAUUGGCCAGCCUGGCUGAGACCACUUAGCGAUGACAAAACAAAAGCUUCUGCUUGAUGGGACGCUCUCCUUGUUUCUAAUCGCGGCCUGUGAAGCGCAGCAGCUCCCGAAGAGUCAUGUUGCUGCUAGUUCUGGUCCUCUGUGCGAGAAGGAGGCAGAGUCCUGGGGAAACCUUUUCAGCAGCGAGCGGCUGGAUGCCUGGAUUUGUUCCCUCAUCGGUUCGUUCAUGGUGGGGCUGAGUGGGGUCUUCCCCUUGCUGGUGAUCCCAUUUGAGACGGGAGCCGCUCUGCGGUCAGAAGCUGGAUCACACCGUUUGAAGCAGUUGUUGAGUUUUGCAAUUGGAGGACUACUGGGGAAUGUGUUUCUGCACCUGCUUCCUGAAGCGUGGGCCUACACAUGCAGUGCAACGACAGGAGAAGGGCAGAGCUUCCAGCAGCAGAAACUUCUGGGUCUCUGGGUGAUCAUUGGUUUCCUGACCUUCCUCAUUCUAGAGAAGAUCUUCCUAGAGAAAGAAGAGAAGGAGUGCCCCAGUGUGGGCUGUGAUUCCAAAGCACCAGCAGGAAAGAUUCACAAUGGAAGUGGCUACCCCCUGCUGAAGGUGGCAGGCCAAUCCCAAAGAGCAGGAAAGGGUUCAACUCAGUGUAAUGGCUCUUCUCUCCAGUCUUGUCCAACAGACAACAGAAUCAAGAUUAGUGGAUACCUCAAUCUGCUGGCCAACACCAUUGAUAACUUUACACACGGCUUGGCAGUAGCAGCCAGCUUCCUGGUCAGCAGAAAGGUUGGGUUCCUAACCACAAUGGCCAUUCUCCUGCAUGAAAUCCCACAUGAGGUUGGAGACUUUGCAAUCCUACUUCGGGCUGGGUUUGACCGCUGGAGUGCAGCCAAGAUGCAGCUUUCUACAGCUCUGGGGGGGAUUCUAGGAGCCUGCUUUGCAAUAUGUGCUCAGUCACCAAAAGGAGCAGGGGAAACGGUAGCCUGGAUCCUCCCUUUCACUUCUGGAGGAUUUCUGUAUAUUGCCUUGGUAAAUGUUGUGCCUGAUCUCCUGGAGGAAAAGAAUCCUUGGAACUCCCUGCAGCAAAUUCUUCUCCUGUGUACAGGCAUUACAGUCAUGGUGCUACUCUCGCUCACAACUGAGUGACCUCUGCGCAGACCUCAUGAUGCCUCCCAGGGCCACCCACCACAGUGACUCUGAGCUGUUACAAAGCAAUAAGGAACACUAAUAUUACUUCCUCUGUGUGUGUGUGCGGAUCUGGCUGCUAGUAUGAGAAGCAGGUGAGAAAGAGGUCUGUGUGUGCAAGACUUCAUUCCCUGGCUCUCCUAUCUCUGUUCUGCUAAAAUCCACACAUCGGGGCUUCCGGGUUUUUUGUUUGUUUGUUUAUGGAGCAAAAGAUACAGUGAGCAGAAAUGAACUGAACGAGUGCUCCACAGCAAAUGGACAAUGUUUCAUUUGAUUGAUUCUGAUGGAACUGCACCUCCCAAGCUCUCGCAUGAAAACAACAGAGGCGAUUCCUGUAACUGAUGAAGAGGAAGCAUUUUUCCUACCACUCUUAACAGCUGGAGGCAGAAGAAGAAUGGCAAAGCAACAAUAAGCUAACAGCUUUAGCCAGAGCUCCCUACCCAUGAGAAGUUACGGUGCUAUGAGAUAGAGGGGAAAAGACCCUUUCCAACUUGAUCUCCGGCUUUUCAUUGACAUCACUUGUUCCUAAAGGUAGUAUUAGCCUCAGCAGUCCACGUCUUUGGUCUAUUUUGUAUUUGUUCGUGCUGAAAUCGAGCCAAAAGCUUGAGGCACUUUAGGAUAGGUCACUACAAUUAAAUAGCUCAGCUUGGAGAUUACUUGCCUCAGCCCUAACCACUCCAAUAGCCAGCACAGCCUGUUUAUCUGAAAAAUGGUCAGUAAAUGUUUCUUCUGUUGCCAUACUACCAGCUCACCUACAUCUGGAAGGAAGGCCAUGUAGCUGUUGCAGCUGAGCUCCCUCUCCUCCUAACGAUUAGCUGAACAUGGCUCUGAGCCUGCUUUCAAGACUCAAAUCACCCAUCCUCUGCCCCGCACCAUGCUUCAGAGCUCUCUCGAGGUGUAGCAUGUUAGCCCUGCCUGGCAUGCUACAGCAGCCCUAGACUGUCAUGGCAGAGGUCUGGGCAUUUUGGGCAAUAGUUGAACACUACAGCCUGGUCAGGAACCGAUAACCCCUGGAUAGCUUUUCCUCUGUUCAGUGUAGACUAUUUAAGAGCAUGCUAUAACCAAAAAUGUAGAUGGCAGCCUAUUUUUGGGGUUCUUACCUCACAGUGGAGUUAGUCUGUUGGGGAUGAAUGGAUAAGAAAUAAUACUGACAGCCCUUAAAGGAAGGGGCACAGCAGCGAAGAAUACUGGAGGGAGGGUGAAAUGGGAAGAGUGAAACGUCUGGUGAAAAGAUUUUAAAAAACAGGUCUAGAAAAGCUAUGUGCUAAGUAAGGAGAGAAAGGGAUAUGAAAGGGUGACAAUAAGUAUGCUUUAAGAGGAGUUGUGUGACUCCUGGGAUAAAAUUUUUGGUAAUUUGAGCCCCAUGAAAGUAAAUUACAUUUCUAGUGCUUUCCUGCAUCCCAGCUCCCGGGCCGGACCAGGCCGUUGUUCCACAGGGAUGUUUUCUUACUGCAGAGAUGUGCACAAUUACUAGAUCAUCCCUUCUGCAGAGCUUAUCCUCACCUAGCUUAAAUCUGUUUCAAAACAGAGCUAAUUGAACUAGCAGAGUCAUUGGACAUAAAACAGGUGCCACAAUGCGUAUUGCACCAACUCAGCUCUGUUUUUAAACAGCUUUUGUAAAUCAGUACAGCUCUCCAGUCUGCACAGGGCCUUAUCAAGAGGCCUUGUCCCUUGAGAGGGCGAUUUGGGUCAGAGCAACGAGGCAGGUAUGCUGCCCACAGCAGAGGCUUUUACUUCCCUAAGAGAUUCCUGAACUGUUGACACAGUUCUUUUUUUAUGACAGCUCCUGUCCUACUUUUCAGAGCGCGCUGGAGAGCUCACGCUUGCAGUUCUCUCUGCCCAGGAACUGCUGUUUAAAAUCUUCUCAGCUUUCCUUACCCCAGGCUUACAUCGGUAACUAGUUUCACUGCAACAACAAGGGAGGCUUAGUGCAAUGUUUUUAUUCCUCUUUACAAAGUUGCCUUCCUUUGCCAAUGUACUCCCUCGAUCAUUCAUUUGUCAGGAAGUCUGAAGGUAGCGUCCGCUUCCUGCUUUCCUGGAAGGAGGAUUAAUCUGACUAGCCUGCAGGGACUGAAAGAGUAUGCUAACCCUCUAGUUCUAGCUUUGGGGUGUUUUCUCCUCCCCCCUGCUCUCCCUUCCCCAAGGACUGAAGCGAAGCACAGCCUGUAGUAGGGCUCUGGAGGAAGCAGGUUUCCACAGAAAGAUGUGCCUGCUGCUUCCCAAGAUGGCUUUCUCAAAAUGAGGUUGGCAUUUAAGUUGAGGCAUUGCCAGGUGAGUGCCUGUGAGUUGGCGUUGUUGCAUCAGCACGGAGCCUUGCCAAGACUGAAAACCGCAGUCAGGAUUUUGUGCUCGGCGUUCAGGAAUGUGAAGUGGAUGACGCUGAAGAAAGAAUUCCUGAGUUGUUUUUCUUGGCUGCUACCACAGGCCUGGACAGUCUGUGGUUCUUGGGAAGAUACCCUGGUAGGAGGUAGCACGGGGCUUGCGGGCGGGAGGGAGGAAGGAGCUCGUUAGUUUUCCACUACGUCAGCCCUGUGGCUGAGGAUGGAGAGCCUUGGGAGGAAAUGGAGCACCACUCCACCACAUUUGUCACUUUUGGAAAUGCAGAGAGAAUCGUAUUUUCUAGCUCUAUUUUUUCAGCUGCUCUUAUGCAUUUUCCCCCUUCAUCUGUAUUGGUCUGCUCUGCAUGGAGACAAUAGAGAUGAAAUAAAUGGUUUUCCAUGUGGGUUUGUGGCUUUUUUGUUGAAGCUACUACUUCUCUUUGAAUUACAAAUUCAGUUCAAAUUUCAUUUGAGUUGCAGAGCAGUAUCCCUGGGUUAUUCUAGAGAAGUCUGGGCUCUGUCUUGUUCCUCCUUUCUACUCCUUAGACUUUCACAAUUGAAAGAAAAGAUUCUACACCAGUUCCCUCUUCCUGCUGCAGUGUGGGCCAGGAACGCUGUGGUCUGAUCAUAAUUCUUGGCUGCUGGUCUGGGUUCCCGGGAAAGCAUCACCAAAUGAGUUGCUCCUCUUUGAGGGAAGAGCUUGCAUGGUAACUGACUAUCCAGAGAGUUUUGCAACCAUACUUUGUUGCGAUCAGUUAUUUUUUAAUCUAAAAAACUCCAGGCCUGUCUGGGAUCAGAUAAGAUGAAGCUGGUUACCUGCCAUUUGGGACAAAGGCACGCUCAUCAAACGUCGUAUGUAAGAAUUGCCCAGAAAGGACUAGAAGGAUUUUCUCUACCCUUCAAAAACACAGGUUCAGAGCAUGUUUAUCCCCCUCUUCAUUUGAAAGAUUUUCAACCUAUAAAUACUGAGUGGUGGUAGCACAUUGCUCUUGGUUCUUACGGGUCUUCUUUAAGAAGAAGGGAAAACCAUAACCCUGGAAGAAGAUGAAGGCAGGUAGGUCAUCAAGGGCAUGAUUUCAUGGUCUGGGGACUUUGUCAGCAAUCUACAUUUUGGAAUCUCUGUCUCUGGCUUUGGAAUGCUGCGUUCUUUGGCUGUGCUGGUACCUCUGCCUCUGGGGCUGUGCUGUGAGCCUCCCUCCCCCAUCCCUUUCCGCCUAAUCAAAAAUAACAUGGAUUAAUCAAUUGCCUGGUUCACAGGCUCCACAAAGAGUGGCUCUGACACAAUUGCAGUAGCCCAGAGGGGAGAACAAUUGGAAGGAGCCUCAUACACGGGAACUUUCUAAGGUGAUGGUCUUGCUGAAGCCCCUGUCUUCUGAAACUAUAGCCUGAGGAACUGACAUAGAGCGUAGGAUGACAUAAUAAGAUUGCGGAUUUGGGAAACAUGAAUAUUUGGAGCUUUCCAGGAAAGCGCUGUUACAAUUGAAGAAUUUUUCCAUGAGCAGUCCUUGUAUUUAAUUUUUCUU